AUGGAAUCAGGACUCAAGCAGAUGACUUUCAAGAUUGCAGAACUACAACAGACAGCAGAGGUUGCAAGGAGGGAAUCCUCAGACGACAGCAGCUCUCAUACCCCCACAACUUCUCGGCUUUCCUCUGAAGGCGUCGAACUUCUAAGCAUAAGGCCAAGACAAAGCCAAGAAGUCCUCAUCGGCCCAACACCAUCGACCCACCAAACAACAGCGGCCCAAACGGACGACGACAGCGUCAUCCAACAAGACCUUCCAUUCGGCUACCGCAUAUCCUACGAUCCCACCACCACCACAAGCCACGACAACGACAUCACCACCACCACCACCACCGCAGCCGAGCCCACCCUCCUCCACCAACCGCUCCUCCCAUCACCAACAACCCUCUCCCCACAGCUCCCCUACACCUACUCCUUCCGCGAAAUCACCUUCGCCCACCAACUCGAGCGCGCCUGCCUCGAACGCGGCAUCUACGUCCUCGCCAACGUGCACCUCGAGCCCGCCGCGUACCGGCGCGCCUUCCGCAUUAGCCGGCACUUCGCCAGCCGCGAGCUCAUGCUGCACCGGCUCAAGAAGUGGGUGCAGCAGCCGGUGAUCAGGCCGUACGGCGACCUCCGUCUGAACCUGGGUGGAGCUGGACUGCAUUACGCGUCGCCAAGCAGCGGUAGCAGCAGCAGCAGCAGCAGCAGCAAUGGCGGCGGGGAAGGUGAGCAGCGGAGCCGGCAUUUGACGACGCUGCAUGUGGAGGAGUAUCGGUAUAGCGCGCGGGCGAGGUUGGUCGCCAUGGGGCUGCCGAUUACGGCGGAGGUGGAGGCGGAUCUGAGGUUCUAUGAGGGCGUGUGGUUUGAUAUGCGGGAUGUGGAGGCGUAUCUGGCCGAGUUGGGGAUUCGGGUCGAGCCGUAUGCCACGCUGGUGCAGGCCAAGGCCGAGACCCUGCAGGGGCUUUGGCAGGAUGUCGGGGGUUGGGGGCAAGGUCUGCGUGGGAAUGUGGGUAAGAUGCUUGAUCGGUUUCCGGGCGGGUCGAACGCUUCGCAACCUGAGCGGAGAUUGGGCGCGUCGGAUGGCUCUGUAGGGUUCUUGGGAGCCACCACGGAUGCCAACGUCCCUAUGACGGAUGAGCUGAGCACUGAGGAAUGGGAGCGGUUCCUCAACUCCACUGUCCCGUGGCUGAGCGAUGUGGUGUUGGGAGAUGCUCCAGCCAACAGCGCCGGAGAUGGCAGGGAUAUUUCGAAGAUGUUGGGUGAGCGGGUUGAGAUUGAUGUACAAAGACUGGCUAAUGGUAUGGCUACCUCCCCUCCCUCUACGAUAUGGGUAUGA
Lasiodiplodia theobromae is the source of this 1314-nucleotide messenger RNA. RefSeq names its product Bzip family transcription factor. Bases 1 to 1314 code for a protein of 437 amino acids. The transcript has a single exon. Lineage: Eukaryota; Fungi; Ascomycota; Dothideomycetes; Botryosphaeriales; Botryosphaeriaceae. The record is from RefSeq and is a predicted model, not a curated record.